AUGUCCAUCAUCCUGAGGUCUCAUCUCAUUCAACAACACAAAGUCCACACUGGAGAAAAGCUGCAUGAGUGUCCUGAUUGCAGGAAGCCCUUCAAUCAAAGUAGUAUCAUCACUCCACACCGGAGAGUUCACACUGGUGAAAAACCGUAUGAGUGUAGUGCAUGUGGGAAAUCUUUUAAUCACAAUAAUCACCUCCUUACCCACAGGAGAGUUCACACUGAAGAAAAGCCCUAAGAGUGUAGUGAUUGUGGAAGGUCCUUUAGUGAAAGCAUUGCUCUCAUUAAACACAACAGAGUUCACACUGGAGAAAAGCCAUAUGAGUGUAGUGAAUGUGGGAAGUCCUUCAGUAAAAGGUCUGACCUCACUAUACACCACAGAGUUCACACUGGAGAAAAGCCAUAUGAGUGUAGUGAAUGUGGGAAGUCCUUCAGUCAAAGGUCUGACUUCACUAGACACCACAGAGUUCACACUGGGGAAAAGCCAUAUGAGUGUAGUGAAUGUGGGAAGCAUUUUAAUCAAAGGUGUUACCUCACUAUACACCACAGAGUUCACACUGGAGAGAAGCCAUAUGAGUGUAGUGAAUGUGGGCAGUCCUUCAGUCAAAGGUGUCACCUCACUGUACACCACAGAGUUCACACUGGAGAAAAGCCAUAUGAGUGUAGUGAAUGUGGGCAGUCCUUCAGUCAAAGGUGUCACCUCACUAUACACCACAAAGUUCACACUGGAGAAAAGCCAUAUAAGUGUAGUCAAUGUGAGAAGCAUUUCAGUGAAAGGGCUGCCCUCACUAGACACUACAGACUUCACACUGGAGAAAAGCCAUAUGAGUGUACUGAUUGUGGGAAAUCCUUCAGUCGAAGGUCUUACCUCACUCUACACCACAGAGUUCACACUGGAGAAAAGCCAUAUGAGUGUAGUGAAUGUGGGAAGCAUUUCAGUGAAAGGGUUGCCCUCACUAGACACCACAGAGUUCACACUGGAGAAAAGCCAUAUAAGUGUAGUGAAUGUGAGAAGCAUUUCAGUGAAAGGGCUGCCCUCACUAGACACCACAGAGUUCACACUGGAGAAAAGCCAUAUGAGUGUACUGAUUGUGGGAAAUCCUUCAGUAGAAGGUCUUACCUCACUCUACACCACAGAGUUCACACUGGAGAAAAACCAUAUGAGUUUAGUGAAUGUGGGAAGCAUUUCAGUGAAAGGGUUGCCCUCACUAGACACCACAGAGUUCACACUGGAGAAAAACCAUAA
Messenger RNA from Myotis daubentonii (Daubenton's bat), 1242 nucleotides. RefSeq names its product zinc finger protein 135-like. Lineage: Eukaryota; Metazoa; Chordata; Mammalia; Chiroptera; Vespertilionidae. The record is from RefSeq and is a predicted model, not a curated record. The transcript has 2 exons.